Messenger RNA from Rhizopus microsporus ATCC 52813, 637 nucleotides. Its product is annotated as HSP20-like chaperone. Lineage: Eukaryota; Fungi; Mucoromycota; Mucoromycetes; Mucorales; Rhizopodaceae. The transcript has a single exon. Bases 48 to 599 code for a protein of 183 amino acids. Gene Ontology annotation, biological process: protein folding; protein complex oligomerization; response to salt stress. The record is from RefSeq and is a predicted model, not a curated record.
AAAAAAAAACUUGAAAGGGUCCCGUAUCAAAUAAAACAACUUUACCAAUGUCUCUCUCUCAUCGAUUUUUUUCUGAAGCACUCCGUGACUUUAACCGUGCCUUUGCCUUAUUAGAAGAACCUGUGUUCUACCAUGUGGCUCGUCGUUCUGCUAUUCCUGCAAGAUCUUUUGCUCGUCAGCCCGCAACAGACUUGAUUGAAACAGAAGAAGCCUUUGAGCUACGCUCUGAAUUACCUGGUUAUGACAAGAAAGAUAUCCACAUUGAACUCAUAGACGACAAUACACUCCAGUUACGUGGUUCUACUCAUCAAGAAUCUUCUGCUGCUUCAGAGAGUAAAGCUGCUGAAGAAAGCAAAGAGGUGUCCGCAGAAACCACUUCAUCUACAGAGACCACUACUGUGAAUGGUAAUAGCGCUACGUCUACCCCUAUUACACCCAAAUGGUGGGUAAAUGAACGAGUCUCUGGUAACUUCCAAAGAUCCUUUUCGUUCCCUGUUUCUAUCAAGUCUGAAGAAAUUAAAGCAAGCUACGAAAAUGGCGUCUUAAAGGUCAUCAUUCCCAAGGCAAAUAAAGAGACAAGGCGUAUUCAAAUAGACUAAAAUAGAGGAUAUAUAAACCUAUUCUUUGUAAUAAAAAU